Labrus bergylta (ballan wrasse) is the source of this 2279-nucleotide messenger RNA. The record is from RefSeq and is a predicted model, not a curated record. NCBI's taxonomy places the organism in Eukaryota, Metazoa, Chordata, Actinopteri, Labriformes, Labridae.
UGAUAAACUGAUAUGGCCGCUGCACUUUGGAAACCUAAAUCUGUGGACUCAGGCUUGUGGAUCCUCCUCCUGCUCCUCAGCAUCCUUCCUGCAGCAAGGGCAGUAGUUGGGCACAGAGAGCCGUUGCCAGAUGAUACUAAAGACAAUAUCACCAUUUUCACUGAAAUCCUUGACAGGCUGUUGGAUGGAUAUGACAACAGGCUACGUCCUGGGCUCGGAGAGAGCGUGACAGAAGUGAGGACAAACAUCUACGUGACCAGUUUUGGGCCGGUGUCAGAUACAGACAUGGAAUACACCAUCGAUGUCUUCUUCCGCCAAAGCUGGAGGGAUGAGAGGCUGAAGUUUGACGGGCCUAUGCAGGUUUUACCCCUCAACAACCUCCUGGCAAGUAAAAUCUGGACUCCUGAUACAUUUUUCCACAAUGGGAAGAAGUCAGUGGCCCACAAUAUGACGACUCCAAACAAACUGCUACGGCUAGUGGACAACGGCACGCUGCUUUACACAAUGAGGUUGACCAUUCAUGCCGAGUGUCCUAUGCACCUGGAGGAUUUCCCGAUGGAUGCACAUGCCUGUCCUUUGAAAUUUGGAAGUUAUGCUUACACAAACAACGAGGUGAUCUACCUGUGGACUCAGGGAGACGAGCGGUCCGUCGCUGUGGCAGAGGAUGGCUCCAGGCUCAACCAGUACGACCUACUGGGACACGUAAUUGGCAAAGAAACCAUCAGUUCCAGCACAGGAGAAUAUGUAGUGAUGACAACAUAUUUUCAUUUGAAAAGGAAAAUUGGCUAUUUUGUGAUUCAAACCUACCUCCCGUGCAUCAUGACUGUCAUUCUGUCUCAAGUCUCCUUCUGGCUAAACAGAGAAUCUGUUCCUGCCCGCACUGUAUUUGGGGUCACCACUGUCCUAACCAUGACCACCCUGAGCAUCAGUGCUAGAAACUCCCUUCCUAAGGUGGCCUAUGCCACGGCCAUGGACUGGUUCAUGGCUGUGUGCUAUGCCUUUGUCUUCUCUGCCCUGAUUGAGUUUGCCACAGUCAACUACUUCACCAAGCGCAGCUGGGCAUGGGACGGCAAAAAAGAGGGCAUGGAAAUAAGGGAACCGUUUCAGGCUAACAUGGCCAGGAUUAAAGAUAUGAGGAGAGAAUCGUCGACUUUGUCCAAAAAGGCAAACAACACCUUCAACAUUGUCGGAACCACGUACGCCAUCAACGUGGCUAAAGACCAGGGUCUAACCACCAUUUCCAAGAGUGCCCCCGCGCCAACCCCCAAACACCACUAUCUGCAUAGAAUGGAUGACCCCUACACGGAGGCCAAGAAGUCCUACAACCGUGUCAGCAAAGUGGACAAGAUAUCACGCAUUAUUUUCCCUGUUCUGUUCUUCAUCUUCAACUUAGGCUACUGGGCCACAUAUGUCAACAGAAAGCCCGCCAUCAUGAAGGCAAACAACCUAAACUGAGUCCGACCAAACCCUAGACUAGAUCUGUUAGUGGUGGAGAGUAGACAGGUUCGCAGGAGGCCAGUCCAUAACAUCUUAUCGUGUGUGUGUGUCUGAAUGUGUGUGCGCAUGUUUUGUGUGUCUGUUUUUUUCUCGAGCGUUUGAUAUUUUGCACGUCUGUAUAGAUGGAAGGCAAAUUUUAACAUACAGUAGACACACCUCAGAGGGAGCACAUCGUCACAUCAGACUGUUUUUGUGUAGCGUUUCUUUUCUCCACACUUAGCUCUGGCCCUGUUCCCCUUGUUGUGACUAACCUAAGUGAUCCUCUGCUGUAUCUUGACUGCUUGCUGUAUUGUAGAGUAGUCAAUCUGUGUUUUCACUAUGUUUUCACAUGUUGGCGCCUUGCUUAUAAUAAGUUAGAGCGAGCAUGCCUUUGAAGUUUUCAUUGUGGCUCAUUACCGCUGAUAAGGUUCUGACACAUCCAUCGAGUUAACAUGCAUGCGCGCACACACACACAGUGAUGCACUGGAAAAAAACGCCUUGAGUUGCUGCACUGGGCUCCAGGGCGGCCUGUAUAGGUUCUAUAGGAACAUCAUUAAUAAUCGUCAGUGUCUGGCCUAAAUCUCAACAAACCCGACGCAGUGCCACAGGGAUUGCUUUGGCGUCCCAAUGGGGGCUGCCUGUACAUUUUAUAGUCCAGUGGCCCUUAUUGUUUUAACUGGCUGAGUAUGUUCAAUGACAGAGAAGCUAUGUGCCUUGGUGAAUAAACACACAUGAUAAAGGAGAAGGCUCUGACACGCUAACACAUACACAUAAUGUCUUUGUGUAUAUUACAUACCAACUGG